Messenger RNA from Capra hircus (goat), 2254 nucleotides. It is a transcript of the gene SHCBP1, whose product is annotated as SHC binding and spindle associated 1. NCBI's taxonomy places the organism in Eukaryota, Metazoa, Chordata, Mammalia, Artiodactyla, Bovidae. Gene Ontology annotation, biological process: fibroblast growth factor receptor signaling pathway. The record is from RefSeq and is a predicted model, not a curated record.
GGAGGCCGCCCGCGGAAAUUUGAAAUGGCUGACGGAUUGCUGGCGGGUGGUGGGCUGGGGUCGGAAGCAAUGGCGCCGGAGCCCGAGCUUCCUGGGUGGGCGGCCGAGGAGGAGCUGGAGCGCCUGGAGAAAGGUUUGUUUGAAAAUGAAGAUUCAUGCAGUGAUUGCAGUGAUCAUGCUAAACCAGGUAGUAGCUUACAAAGCUUUGUGCCAGAAGGAAAAACUCAUUUCCCAGAAAUGUUCCAGACAAGUCAACUUUUGUUCUAUGAGCGAUUCAGAGCUUAUCAAGAUUACAUUUUAGCUGACUGCAAGGCCUCUGAGGUAAAAGAAUUCACAGCUGAGUUCUUAGAGAAGGUCCUUGAACCAUCUGGAUGGCGGGCAGUCUGGCACACUAAUGUGUUUGAGGUGCUAGUUGAGGUCACAGAUGUAGACUUCACAGCUUUGAAGGCAGUGGUGAGGCUUGCCGAUCCGUACCUCUGUGAAUCACAAGUGAGCGCUUUUACUUUGGAGUGUAUGAAAGAACUCCUUGAUCUGAAGGAAUACCGGUUGCCCCUGCAGGAGCUGUGGGUGGUGUUUGAUGAUUCUGGAUUAUUUGACCAGACAGCACUUGCAAUUGAGCAUGUCAGGUUUUUCUAUCAGAACAUUUGGAGGAGUUGGGAUGAAGAAGAGGAGGAUGAGUAUGAUUAUUUUGUCAGAUGUGUUGAACCUCGAUUGAGAUUGCAUUAUGACAUUCUUGAAGACCGAGUUCCUUCAGGACUUAUUGUUGACUACCAAAAUCUGUUAACUCAAUGUGAGGAGAGUUACAGGAAAUUUUUAAAUCUGAGAAGCAGUUUGUCAAAUUGUAACUCUGAUUCUGAGCAGGAAAAUAUCUCCAUGGUGGAAGGGUUAAAGUUGUAUUCAGAGAUCGAACAGUUGAAACAAAAGCUAAAACUCAUUGAGAAUCCUUUGUUGAGAUAUGUAUUUGGUUAUCAGAAGAAUUCUAAUAUACAAGCAAAAGGCAUCCGUCCAAAUGGCCAGAAGGUCACUCAUGUGGUCUCCUCCACCAUGACGACUGGUCUGCUGCAGUCCCUGCUCAGGGAUAGGCUUUGCCCAGAGCCUUGUAAGGAAGAAACAGAAAUUCAGUUCCAUAGUGAUCCGCUGUCUGCUAUAAAUGCCUGCUAUGAGGGCGACAUUAUUGUCUGUCCUGGCCAUUAUGUGGUACACGGUGCCUUCUCCAUUGCUGACUCCAUUGAGUUGGAAGGAUAUGGUCUACCAGAUGAUAUUGUGAUAGAAAAGAGAGGCAAAGGAGACACUUUUGUGGAUUGUACGGGUGCAGAUAUUAAAAUCUCAAGCAUAAAAUUUGUCCAGCAUGAUGCCGUAGAAGGAAUCUUGAUCAUUCACCGUGGCAAGACUACAUUGGAAAACUGUGUACUGCAGUGUGAAACCACAGGAGUCACAGUACGAACUUCAGCAGAAUUUUUAAUGAAGAACUCAGAUUUAUAUGGUGCCAAGGGUGCUGGUGUAGAAAUAUAUCCUGGGAGUAAGUGCACUCUGAGUGAUAACGGGAUCCAUCACUGCAAGGAAGGGAUCCUCAUUAAGGACUUCUUAGAUGAACAUUAUGACAUUCCCAAAAUAUCCAUGGUGAAUAAUGUCAUACAUAAUAAUGAAGGUUAUGGUGUUGUCUUGGUGAAACCUACAAUUUUCUCUGAUCUGCAAGAAGACACCCAAGAUGAAACUGAAGAAAAUAAAGCACUUAAAGUUCAGACAAGUGGAGAGGGAGAUGAGGCUGGGAGAGUGGAUCUCGAAGAGCUGAUUCAGUGCGCAACUGGUAAAAUGGAGCUUUAUGCGAGAGCUGAGCUUUCUGAGCAAGUUGAAGGCAAUUGUGAAAUUGUAAAUGAACUAGUUGCUGCCUCCACACAAAAAGGCCAGAUGAAGAAGAAAAGGUUGAGUGAACUGGGGAUCACACAAGCUGAUGACAACUUAAUGUCACAGGAGAUGUUUGUUUCAAUCGUGGGGAACCAGUUCAAGUGGAAUGGGAAAGGGAGUUUUGGCACAUUUCUUUUUUGACCACUGUGAUGUAAAUAGAUAGCAAAAUAUUGAGUUUUGCACGUUGCCCCCAAGAAUCACUGCUGCUAUCACACUUUGCUUCAUGUCUAUAUUUUGUAUCUGAUAUAUUCAGUUGGAUUUGAGUGAAAUGUAGCUUUAUUUCUCUCUGCAAGCGUUGCACGUAAAACACUCUCUUUGUUUAAUAAAGUCAUAAAAACAAAAUAGAAAA